GGAACUCAUAUUGUCCUACUUGCCUACUCACUUUCCCCAAACUGUUCAGUGUGACUUGACCUACAUUACCUCUCAACUAUCCCGCAUAAGACGAGUCUUUCAGACCUCGUCAUUCAAUCCUGACUCGGCUUUAAGCUCAAACACCUCAAGACUCACUCAUCAUGUCCGCUGGCGGCGGCGGUCCUGGCCCUGCGCCUGCGAAUCCUACAAGACCAAAAAGACCUCCGGGGGCUCCUGCACCAGGCCACCCCCUGGGUCCUUUGGCGAAUCCUUGGGGUCGUCGAGUCCUCCUUGGUGGUGCGCUCCUGACCGCAGUCUACUUCGUACUGCCGAACAGAUCACCACAGCCGCCCGGAGUUUCUGCAGAUUCUUUCAAGACACCAGGCGUUAAGAAUAUCGAAAAGGCCUACCAAAGUGGAGGAGCCACCGCAACGCAUACAAAAGCAUACGGAGGCACAGUACAAGGUGAAAGAGGGGCGGAAACACCAAGAGAGGGGGGUGCUACUGGAGCACCAGGUGGAUACAACCAGGAAGGUGUAGGAUUCGAUCAACGUCCUGGUCCAAUGUCGGGUGCAGGCGCGAAGUGGAACGAGAUACAGUAUGGCAGUGCGAAGGGAAGGUGAAUGGAAUAUGUGUACUCGCUCGAAAGCAUUCAACAAUGGAGGGGACGAACAGCGUGGUUCACACUGUACAUGCAUCUUGACAGUCGAAAAGU
Molecule: messenger RNA, 715 nt
Organism: Exophiala viscosa
Lineage: Eukaryota; Fungi; Ascomycota; Eurotiomycetes; Chaetothyriales; Herpotrichiellaceae
Exons: 1
Coding region: 162-623 (153 amino acids)
Source: RefSeq, a predicted model, not a curated record